Molecule: messenger RNA, 4430 nt
Organism: Myodes glareolus (Bank vole)
Lineage: Eukaryota; Metazoa; Chordata; Mammalia; Rodentia; Cricetidae
Gene: Fbxl2
Product: F-box and leucine rich repeat protein 2
Biological process (GO): SCF-dependent proteasomal ubiquitin-dependent protein catabolic process
Cellular component (GO): SCF ubiquitin ligase complex; cytoplasm
Molecular function (GO): protein binding
Source: RefSeq, a predicted model, not a curated record
GGGCUGGCGUCACCAGGACAACGGGCGUCGCCGGCGCCGUGUGACUCCGGGCUGUGGGCGCGCUCGCGGCCAUGGUUUUCUCAAAUAGUGAUGAUGGCCUUAUCAACAAAAAGUUACCCAAGGAGCUGCUCUUAAGAAUUUUCUCCUUCUUGGACAUAGUAACUCUUUGUCGAUGUGCACAGAUUUCCAAGGCAUGGAACAUCUUAGCCCUGGACGGAAGCAACUGGCAGAGAAUAGACCUUUUUAACUUCCAAACAGAUGUAGAGGGCCGAGUUGUGGAAAACAUCUCCAAGAGGUGCGGUGGCUUCCUCAGGAAACUCAGCUUGCGGGGCUGCAUCGGCGUUGGGGACUCCUCCUUGAAGACCUUUGCACAGAACUGCCGAAACAUUGAACAUUUAAACCUCAAUGGCUGCACAAAAAUCACUGACAGCACGUGUUACAGCCUUAGCAGAUUCUGUUCCAAGCUGAAACACCUGGAUCUCACGUCCUGUGUGUCUGUCACCAACAGCUCCUUAAAGGGAAUCAGCGAUGGUUGCCGGAACCUGGAGUAUCUGAACCUCUCCUGGUGCGACCAGAUCACGAAGGAAGGCAUCGAGGCGCUGGUGCGGGGGUGCCGGGGCCUGAAAGCCCUUCUUCUGAGGGGUUGCACUCAGGUACAAAGGCCCGCAUCUGGUCAGCCUGUUCCUCUUGCUGUGGCAGUCAUCUUGGUACCCGACAUGUUCUCUCACCUGGGUUCCAUCCCGCUUUCAUUUCCUCCAUCCACUCAGUUAGAGGACGAAGCUCUGAAACACAUUCAGCACCACUGCCACGAGCUCGUCAGUCUCAACCUGCAGUCCUGCUCACGCAUCACUGAUGAGGGCGUGGUGCAGAUCUGCAGGGGCUGCCACCGGCUGCAGGCCUUGUGCCUCUCGGGUUGUAGUAAUCUCACGGAUGCAUCUCUCACAGCCCUGGGCCUGAACUGCCCCAGACUGCAGAUUUUGGAGGCUGCUCGAUGCUCCCAUUUGACUGAUGCAGGCUUUACACUCCUAGCUCGGAACUGUCAUGAGCUGGAGAAGAUGGACCUUGAAGAAUGUGUCCUGAUCACCGACAGCACCCUCAUCCAGCUCUCCAUCCACUGUCCCAAGCUGCAAGCCCUGAGUUUGUCCCACUGUGAGCUCAUCACAGAUGAAGGGAUCCUACACCUGAGCAGCAGCACAUGUGGGCAUGAGAGACUGCGGGUCCUGGAGCUGGACAACUGCCUCCUUGUCACGGAUGCUGCACUGGAGCACCUGGAGAACUGCCGUGGCUUAGAGCGGCUGGAGCUGUACGACUGCCAGCAGGUCACUCGUGCAGGCAUCAAGCGCAUGCGGGCUCAGCUUCCUCAUGUCAAAGUCCAUGCCUACUUUGCUCCAGUCACCCCUCCACCAGCAGUGGCAGGAAGUGGACAUCGACUGUGCAGGUGCUGUGUCAUACUCUGACAGCAGCUCCUUAGGCCAAGGGCCCCAUCCUCCAGGUUAGACCAGUCUCCUGACUGCGCCACCAUCACCCUAUCUCGACUCUCCAUUGGGAAACAUUACAGAAAAGACUUCAGCACAGAUUGCAGUAACUGGUGAUUCCAUUCACCUUAACCUUGUUGGGAUGCAAGCAAAUCAAAGCCUGUGUCAGUUACCAUAUGGCAAGAGUGGUGUGGUGCAGCCAAGACCACACAAGUAACCCGGAGCCCUUCAGCGGUGGAUACCCACCUAGGCACACAGCCCUACCUGGCUUUGUCAGCAUCCAACACAUAGACCUUCAGUGUUAGCACAACCAGAGCAAAGAGCCUGUGGUUUUCUACCUGGUCCUUAAGCCAGUGGCCUACUUUAAUUCAUAACGAUUCCUACUGAUUUGCAGAACUUCCAUUUUGAAGACUAAAUAGCACCUUUAUCAAUGUGACUGUACUGCAAACUCAGAAUGGCUGGUAGUUUUGUAUGUAGAAACGUGUGUGAAAGGCAUGUUAAUACAUUUCCAGAGAACACCAAAGAAUGAAGACUCUAAGCUGGGUGGGGCAUGAUCUUCACCCUUCUGUGUCAACCUGUCAUAUCCAAUUAUAGGAACUAAAACCUAAACAAAAGCAACCUACUCCGCAGUGCCCCACUGGAAAUGAUAAGCUCUGCCAUGUGCUACAGUAGCAGCAAUGCAUUUCUGUUAAAGGAAAAAAGCCAAUUAUGUCCACACUUCUCAAAAAAUUUGGGGGAACCUUGAAGAAACUCAGAAUUAAGGCUUACGUUAUCUAUAAUAUAAUCAAGUGAAAACAGUGAAUGGGUGCAUGAGAAUGGAUUUUUUUUUCAAAUUUACUCUGAAUUUUUAGAUAUCAUACCAGAACUACAUUAAAGCUUCACACAUGGAAAAACUCAAACGAGUAAAGUGUUGGCACCUUUUAAACUCCUAACAAGCCCUUCCAGUGCUCACUAGACUUGGUCAGAGCCUCUACUGCUGUGAUGCUCAAGCUGGUAAAUCUGAGCAAAGCAAGUCUCCAAACACAGGUGUUUUUGCAUCACCUGAACUAGGGUAGGACACCCAGGCUUUUACUGUGGCUGCUGCCUGCUCUGUGCCGUUGACAGUUACCACCGCCUUCAAUGUGACCUUAGGGGCUAAUGGCAACUGAACCUUUCUAGCAACCACUCCCCAGCCAAAACUGCAAAACUGAGCUGUUUUUCUGUGUCUCUGUGGACAGUGUUACAGCAUCUGUACACAGUGCCUCAGCUGCAUUCUGAGUGGAAAGCAGAUACACACAUAUACCCUGGAAAUUCAUCAGGAGAAUCCUUGUAAGCAUCAGCUUACUGUAAGUUCGACUACCUUGUUAUGACAUGUUGCAGUACUGCCAGGCUUGGACUAUAUAUCACAUCAGCUAUUAACUGUAUGGGGGGGGGUGAAGUAUGUACUAGACUUACUUCAGUGCUUCAUGAACUCAUUCUGUUAAAUACCAGAGACAACCAUACAUUUUUCUGAGCUAGCCUAUCAUAGUGUUGGACUUGAUUCACAACAACCAUAACUUCACUCACAGACUAGAAGAACCUCUUGUCAGAGAGCCUGAUUUGUCUUCUGUAAAUAGAGAACAGUUCCUAUAAUUACCUGUCUUGAGUUGCAUCACCUUUGUGGAAAUCAGCAGAAAAGGAAAAAAGGGCAGGGACAGCCCACAGGGGUGAACCUCUUACAGUGAGGCCACUAAGGUGUGUGUAGGACACACCCAGGAAAGUCCUUCAUUCCAUGUGACCUGAGAUGACAGUAGCACAACUUAAAGACUUUAAAUGAGUGACACAUUUACGAAAAAAAUCAGAAAACAUUUAUUACACUGAACUGUACAUCCUAUUAACCAAAGUAGCAAAUUGCUGGUGCUGUGGGUUCUGUACAGUUUCACUGAGACAGACUAGCACUUUUUGCAGCUCAGCACAAUUUCAAGUCUGAGGAGCCUGUAAGUACUUUUACCCCACUUCUAAAACCUGAUAAGGAAUUCAAAAUAGCACACAGCAUUAAAAGACAUUUAUUGUUCCAUAAAUCAUGAGAUCCAAAAAAGAAAGCUAACAGACAAGCAAAACUCUAGAAACAAUCAGGAGAUAAAUUCACUUCUUUCCCAAAUAAGUGACUGGUACAGAAAGCAUGUGGUCACACAAAAGCAAAGGGAAGGACAGAUAGGAACACUCCCCUCCUCAAGGGCCUGCAGAGCUAUAGCACUGCCAAGCCCAAGAUGAAAAUAUGGAGACCGAGUUUAGAGUUUGUGGCAAAUAAUUAACCCCCACUAUGAAUACAAUGCAAGACGUUUAAAGCCUUUACCCACUGAAGUAGUCAUUCCUACCCACCUGAACAAGGGUCAGACAGACAUUCAUAGCCAGCAACUGAGCAAAUGGGCAGAGAUACUACAUAAUUAAAACAGAAAAAGGUUUUUAAAAACUCGGACCUGCUAAAAUGUUUGCUGAUGAAUUCUGGGGAGGAAGGGAAAAGCCGAAGAAUCCCUUUGAGAGUGGUGUGCGAGCACAUGUGAUCCUAUAAAGAGGCACACCUGUUACAGACACAGCAGCAAAGAUGUAAAACACCUUAAUAGCCCUGAACUAAUCACCAGCAUGUAUAUCCAUGAUUGUACUGAAACUCAGCAUCUGAGGGGUGAAGUGGGGGUUAUGGUACAUUUUAGUGUCUUGUUAUGACAUCUAGUGUUUCCAUGGGUACUUUCGUCUCAUUCAAAACAAAGAUCCCUUUAACACCAAGUCAGAGGCUACCAACAAUAAUACUUUGUUUCCCCUAUUACAUCAUCUAGUUCUAAUGUCUGGGGAAGGGCUUUAAAUACAUUUAAGAACAGAGCCAAGCACAAAACAAGUGAAUUGUGCACCUGGAGUCCCAGCUACUCGGGAGGCUUAAGUGUGGGGGGAAUGGAGAACAGGGGAGACGAGAGAAGGAAACCACAUGAGUUUAAAAAGCAA